Molecule: messenger RNA, 914 nt
Organism: Ipomoea nil (Japanese morning glory)
Lineage: Eukaryota; Viridiplantae; Streptophyta; Magnoliopsida; Solanales; Convolvulaceae
Product: agamous-like MADS-box protein AGL12
Exons: 7
Coding region: 211-831 (206 amino acids)
Biological process (GO): positive regulation of transcription by RNA polymerase II
Cellular component (GO): nucleus
Molecular function (GO): protein dimerization activity; DNA-binding transcription factor activity, RNA polymerase II-specific; RNA polymerase II cis-regulatory region sequence-specific DNA binding
Source: RefSeq, a predicted model, not a curated record
ACAAACAUUUUGGGAAGAAGAUGAGUGAGUUGUUGUAUCAAGCUGCAGCUAUAUACGGCAGCAAAUUAGCGACACUGGAGCGCCGACAACCUGGAAGCUAGUCCAUACUAGUGGAAGGUUGUCGUUGGUCUGCAACUCUGAUCUUAAGAAUCACAAAUCUUAAUAACUUGGACGAAUUGAAGAAGAAGAAGUUUGGAAACGUAUAUAUAUAUGGGUCGGGGGAAGACUGAGUUGAAGAGGAUCUCGAAUCCGGUGCACCGGCAGGUGACGUUCUGCAAACGCCGCGGCGGGCUGCUUAAGAAGGCCAAGGAGCUGUCGGUGCUGUGCGACGCCGAGGUCGCCGUCCUCGUUUUCUCAGCUCAUGGGAAGCUCUACGACCUAGCCACUCAAGGAAACAUGCAAGGGAUGAUCGACAAGUACGUGAACUUUACACGGGGAGCUCGGGUGACUGAAGUCAGUGAACAGGAACCCAGAGAAAAGCAUGUUCAGGAUGCAAAAGAGGAGAUUAACAUGCUGAAAAACGGAAUUACAAUACUCCAAGAGGGCCUAAGGUUCAUGCAUGGGGGAGGAAUUGGAACAAUGAGUAUAUAUAAAUUGGAUGCACUUGAAAAGUAUCUUGAAGGGUGGAUGCAUCAUGUACGUUCAGCAAAGAUGGGUCUAAUGUUUCAAGAGAUACAGCUGCUGAAGAAUAAGGAAGGGACUCUAAGAGCAACAAACAAACACUUACAAGAAAAGGUGGAUGAAGAACAUCGCACGAUGAUAACAAGUAUGUCAUCAAUUGUGACUGAGAAUGAUAUUUUCAUCAUGCCCACAUCCUGGACUGAUUAUUAAUUGAAUAUUGUGGGGAGAUAACACUUCCGGUGUCAAUAAUGUAAUAUUUUAACUUUUAAUUAUCGACUAUUAAGUUUGCUAAA